Molecule: messenger RNA, 937 nt
Organism: Blastocystis hominis
Lineage: Eukaryota; Bigyra; Opalinata; Blastocystidae
Exons: 4
Coding region: 339-902 (187 amino acids)
Source: RefSeq, a predicted model, not a curated record
GAACGGAAAGGCCAGUCAGUGCGCCUUCCCCGGAGGAAAGGUGGUGCAAUGCGCGAUCGAUAAAAUGGAACACCCGAUCAUCAUGCGGAUUUUGACGUAUAUGAGCGGGAACCAGUCGGUUUCGUGGACGUAUCUGACGCAGGUGAUGUACCGAUCGAUCAGCUUUGUGAAUCAUCAUCGACUCUGUAUUACCAACGGGAAGAAUCAGAUCGAAUGCGUGGAGACGCAGGAUGAGAUCAAGGACGAUAUUUACGACGUGAUGAUUCAGCGAUGCAAGCAAAAAUACUCCACCGAUGUGCGAAUUGGAUCGCGUUUCUCCCCCCUAGGUGACAAAAAACAUGGAGAUUUUCGCGGAGCAAUAUCACUCCACGCACUCCAACGAAAACACCGAGCUGUUUUUCUUCUGGUGUCUGUACCACUCGAUCUCCGCCCUGGACGAAGAGAAUCUGAGCGCCGGCUCGAUGGUUUCGGAUCCCUUCCAAGCGGUGAAAAACAGCCACGAAGCGUGCUGGAUGGACACGGGCUUGUUCGCGAUCUUUAAGAACUUCUCGAGUGAUUCGCAGGAGGAGAGGUGCGGGCGGAUUAUUGUGUACAAGGCGGAAGAGAAGGAGCGAAUUCUGAAGAAGGUGUUGGAGGCGUAUUCGAUGUAUCAAGGCAAAUACAAAAGCGACUGCUUUCGCCACGUUCUGAUCCUCGUAGUGCAGUGCAAAUUCGAAGAAGCGAUCCAGUUUAUCAACUAUUACAUCUCUUCUCUCGUGAAUUCGAAGCAGAACGAUUUCACCUCCACGGUGAUUGAUCGUCUUUUGGUCCUCUGCAAUAUCCUCACCGCCGUUCUCAGUUUGAAAGGCGACACGAAAUUGCUCGCUUCCAACAUCGAAUUGCAGCUCAAUCAUUUCUCGUAAUCGCGCCGAUGGAGUGUAACAAGCAGGAAAACGGC